GUUCGCCGUUGUGGACCUGUGUCGGAGAGCGUCGUGCGUUCCGUGGACCCAAGCAGGACGAUGAGCGCAGAGCAGGCAAAGCUGGUGACCGAAACGGACGUCACCAAUGGACACGGGGAUGAAGCGGUCCCCGAGUUGCCAGCGUAUCUCUACGACGCGCUAGAAAAACUGGCGCCGCGGGAAGGCUUCACGGAGGGCCGAUUUUCGAUCACGUUCGAUCUGGGGUCCAGCAAGGGCGAUGGGUUCGUCGGGCAGAUGUUCAAAACCAUCGUGACGGAAGGCACUCGGAGCGUGCCGUAUCUGUGCAAGAUCCCACCGCUGGAUGACACGCGCCGUGAACAGUUCCACGCGAUGGCGGCCUUCGCCCGCGAGGCUCUCGUGUACGAGAAGUUUCUACCAAAGAUCUACGAGUAUCAACGGGAGAAGGGUCUAACAAACCCCGAGGAAGGAUUCUUCCAUGCUCCUCGGUGCUACCAUGCACAUUGUGACGAGGCGGCGCAAGAAUCGGUGAUCGUGAUGGAGGAUCUUCGAAUGCGCGACUUCCAGCUGUGGAACAAACACAAUCCGAUCGACUACGAUCAUGCGAAGCUUUUCAUGGAGCACAUCGGAAGGCUACACGCCGUUUCACUGGCCAUGAAACGGGACCGACCGGAGGAGUUUGAGCCGUUUAAGCUUCAGAAUCCCUUCGAUCCGCUGCUAGUCGAGGGCGGUCCUUUCCACAACAUGCUACUGUCGCAGUUCCAAAUGGUGAUCGAUGCGCUCGACGAGCGGGAUACCGUCGAGCGGACAAAGGUGGAGCAGCUGAAGCGGGUUAUCUUCGACGAAAUGCAACGGUGUGGAAAUGCGGCCCUAGCCGAACCGUACGCUGUGAUCAACCAUGGCGAUUGCUGGACCAACAACAUGAUGUUUCGAUAUAAGGAUGGAAAAGCAGACGAGAUAAUCCUCUUCGACUGGCAAGUGAUGCGCUACGUAUCUCCGGUGCUGGAUUUGGUAUACUUCAUCUUUUGCUGUUCAGAUGAGGACUUCCGCAGGAAGCAUUACGACGGAAUGAUCGAUAUUUACUACCGUUCGCUGUCGGACACACUCGAAAAGCUGCAGCACGCGGCCGACGAGCUGUUUCCCCGCGAAGUUCUGGAUGAGCAUCUUCGGCUGUUCGGUCGAUAUGGGCUGCUGAUGGGCAUGUUUCUCGUACCGAUGAUGUGCACUGAGGCCAACGAACUACCGGACAUGGAGGAGAUGGCGCAACGGAUGCAGCAGACGGAACGAGGUUUGAACGAAAGCUUCUUCAAAACUACUGAAUCCAACAAAAGUGUGUUCCGGAAAAGGAUGAGCGGAGUCGUGAAGGACUGCAUACGAUUUGGGUACUUAUGAAGUGCAGAGCGUUUGGAGAUUGAAUCGACCUUAAAAGGGUACAAUAAGACCAACACAGAAUUUGUCUGUGGUUAACCGCCAUUAUAGGCAUCACAUGUGGAGUAUGACCAAAAAUGGCCCUACUGUAUGCUCUAUAAUAAUAAAAGAUAAGAUAAAAGUAGUGAUAAGCUUGUUGUUAAACAUUUGCUUCACGUUGUUUUCACAAACCAGUUCACUCCAGUUCACAACAGCACAGAGGACAGUUUCGAAAUAAACAGAAGAAC
Messenger RNA from Anopheles bellator, 1634 nucleotides. RefSeq lists its product as uncharacterized. The transcript has 2 exons. Bases 61 to 1371 code for a protein of 436 amino acids. The record is from RefSeq and is a predicted model, not a curated record. Lineage: Eukaryota; Metazoa; Arthropoda; Insecta; Diptera; Culicidae.